Phytophthora sojae is the source of this 429-nucleotide messenger RNA. RefSeq lists its product as hypothetical. Bases 1 to 429 code for a protein of 142 amino acids. Lineage: Eukaryota; Oomycota; Peronosporomycetes; Peronosporales; Peronosporaceae. The transcript has a single exon. The record is from RefSeq and is a predicted model, not a curated record.
AUGGACUCGACUCUUAGCCGAAGUGGCAGUCGGAUCAAGAAGCUGUGCGACAGUCAGCUUGUUUCACCUGACGUAAUUUCCAAGGCCUUCUGCACCGCUGUUCGAAGCAAUCAACCACAGAAUGUGGCGAUACUCGCGAAUUGCUUGUUGGUGGAGACGUAUGUACCUCGUCAUUUUAAGGACUCUGCGCUGGUGUUUGCUGCAAAACAUGGGCAACUGCAAGCGGUUGAGACACUGAACAAAAACGAACAGGGAGAGUGGUCGCUCAGCGUACUGCAGGAAGCGCUGGAGGUCGCGAGAAACAACCCCGUCAGAAACUACAUUCGCACCAUUACCUGCAACCAACUCUUCAAUCGACGUGCCUCAGGACGCCUCGAAGCGGUGAUGAAGUGCUUGGCGGGUUGGAACGAAGAAUCGAAGUCCAAGUAG